Molecule: messenger RNA, 1869 nt
Organism: Apis florea (little honeybee)
Lineage: Eukaryota; Metazoa; Arthropoda; Insecta; Hymenoptera; Apidae
Gene: c12.1
Product: spliceosome-associated protein CWC15
Biological process (GO): mRNA cis splicing, via spliceosome
Cellular component (GO): catalytic step 2 spliceosome
Molecular function (GO): RNA binding
Source: RefSeq, a predicted model, not a curated record
AUUUCUAAAAUCGAAUGACAUAUCGAUUGAUGGUUUACAUCGACGACCUCUAGUGAGAAUAUACAAUUUACGAUAUCAUACGCGAAAUAGAAAUAGUCGAUAAUACUCGAUAAGUUUAGAAGUUUGUUGAACGAUCAGCUGUUUUGGAAACGAACAACAAGUAUUAAGAAGAAAACUUAAUCGAGUUUUAUAUUGAUAGAUAUUCAAUAUUUUAUAAAUAAAAUGACAACGGCUGCAAGACCUACGUUCGAACCUGCUAGAGGCGGACAAGGACGCGGUGAAAAAGAUUUAAGUGCAAUAUCAAAACAAUACAGCAGCAGAGAUUUACCAUCACACACGAAAUUGAAAUAUCGAGAACAUGGACAAGGAACAAUAGAAGAAUUGCGAAAUCGAGAUUUUCGUAAAGAAUUAGAAGAACGUGAACGUGAAAGAGAAAAGGAGAAAGGUUCUAACCGUCGUAUGAUAGAACCACCUCGAGAAACUUCUACAACAAGUGCUAAAAGACAAAAAAUUGAUCAAGUACCUACAGCAAGUUUAGAUGCAGAUGAUCCUCUUGAUGAUGAUGAUUCAGAGUCGGAAAGCGAUGAAGAUGAUACUGCUGCUUUAUUAGCAGAAUUACAACGUAUUAAAAAAGAAAGAGCUGCGGAACAAGCUAAAAAGGAAAUGGAGAAACGACAGGAAGAGGAAAGAAUAAGAAUGGAAAAUAUUCUUUCUGGAAAUCCUUUACUAAGUUAUUCUUCUCAGAGUGGAAGAACAGAUAUGAAAGUCAGACGACGAUGGGACGAUGACGUUGUAUUCAAAAAUUGUGCUCGUUCCGAACCGAAAAAGAAACACGAUGUAUUCAUUAACGAUUCAUUAAGAAGUGAAUUUCAUCGUAAAUUUAUGGAAAAAUAUGUUAAGUGAACGAACUAUAUAAAAAAACAUAUUAUUCGUUUGUAUAUAGUUUUAAGUUAAUAUUACCGUAUAUUUGUUAAUAUUUGUAAGUAAUUUAUGUCAUGCUUACAAAUAAUAUAAGAAAUUAUUCUUAAAAAUUUAAAAAUGAAUUACGGAUGGCUAGUUUCAUAAACAUAUUAUUAAAUUACAUAUAUCCAAUUCUGUGUACACACGUAUAUAUGUGCGUAUAUGUGUGUUCAUUAACACAACAUCACAAAUUUAUAUCACAAAAUUUACUUCGAAUUAAAAUACGAACAAUUAAUAGCCACCGUACGGUUUGAAUCUAAAAAUAGAAGGCGUCAUCAAGAUUUGCGAUAUUCUAUUCCAUUCAACAAGAUCCAGGAAAUUUCAUUGCCCGCAAUUUUUCUUUUGUUUAUAUAUUCGAUAUAUCUCGAGGCGGUCCACUCUAACAACUUCGCAAAGAAAUCGUUAAAUUCUUCAUAUGUAAAAAUAAGCGUAUAUAAAUAAUUGGAGUGAGAGAGCAGAGAGAGAGAGAGAGAGGAGGAGCAGGGUGAGCUGCUAAGAGUGGGGUAAGGUGAAUCAAGGUAGAAUGUAUUGGUCUGACGGAGAUCGUUGAUUGUGUGAGAGGGGAAAAAGAAAGAAAGAGAAAGAAAGAGGUAGAAUAGAAGGAGAGAAAAAGAACAAGCUAGCCGAGUAUACUGGAAGUUUGUCCAGGCAAUGUAGGUACGUGUUUCGGUAGCGGUGCGAUCCGGCCUCGGCGGUGGUGGUGCUGACGGCAGCAAGCGCGUGUAAACCGCUGGGUCAAGUAUAACCGGUCCCAGGGUCCCCGGAGCAGCCGGAGGCAGCAGGCAGUCUACCGGUACGACGCGCAGCUGGUUAUCGCCGGUAGACUCCCUGGCACCGACCUGGCCAACUAACGCAACAGGGACACACGAGGGACCGGCUCGACUCGACCGGUAGAGGGACAGAGAAAGA